AUGAGUGCCAAAGAAAAUCUGGCCCUGCAACUGGCGGAGCCGCAGCUGGCCAAGCUGACCAGCGAAUCGAGGGAGAUACGCUUGCGCGCCCUCGAGCAGGUUGAGACGCGUUUCAUCCGGUGCCUCCAGCUGGGCGAGCGCAUUCAGUUCAAGCCUGUGCUGCUGCUGAAGCAGCUCAUCCGAUGGUUUGGACACACGCCGCCACUGGCCGCCGACCGAGUGCUGGCCAUGAUCCUGGAGCUGCUGCGUUCCGAUUACAGCGAGGCGGUGAUCCGCAAGAUUCCCUACGACCGCUUGAAGACCGAACUGGAUAAGGUGCGUAACAUACUGCGUGGUCUGGAGUCCACGCGCAUAAACGAGCUGUUAGACGAUGUGCAGCUCCUGCUGCUCGAGAAGUACAAAAUGGACCUAGUGACGCCGUGCGCUUCCAGCCUUAGUUCGAUCAAUCUCACCAGCCGGGGAAGCGAUUCCGCCGCCAGCAGCGUGGAACAGAUGCAGGGCAAUCUCUCGCCUGAGGACUACGAGCCCGCCUGGACGCGCCCCGCCCUGGACGAUGUGGAAAGCAUGACGAGCCUGAUCGAUUUGCCGCGCAAUAACGCCACCGAUGCCUUGGAACUGCAGGUGCAGCUCACACAUCUGAUCAUUCGUAUGGGCGACUACCCAGCCGAGUACUUCCUGCAGUCGCCGUUUAUAUUUCUGCACCUGGUGCAACUGCAAGCGAGGGAAGAUGACAGCCUGCUGCACGUGAACCGGGCUCUCAUUGCUUGUCUGAAGCAACUGCAGCGCCGCAUCCAGGUGCGCCGUCAUACCAUGUGCUAUGCUACCAGCUUGGAUCCACCUGGCUCGCGACCCAUGCAGCUGAAGGUGAGCAGCGCCCUGGGGCUCCUGCUUGCCAACUGCACUAAGCUAAUGCAGCAGCUGCUCUUCCGAUGCACAAGCGAUAACUGGCACAUCCUGGAGCUAUGCGUGGAAGCUGUCCGGACAUAUGAUGUUCUCAAUUCCCGAGUUUGCCAACGGAGUACUGAGCGUUUCGCGCAGAUUGUCAAGACGUUGCUUACGUACUGCAACAAUGUGGAGGGCAGUAACGUGACCAAGCUCGAGGAUACGCUGAUGAUUCCCCGACUUCAAUCGCUGAUCUUCAACGGCCUGCUGCAAGACGCGGUAGCCCUGAAUCUUACUUAUGAUAAACACUUGGAUCGCAUCAAUGCCAAAUCGCUUAUCCAACCCAUCAUUUUGGACAGCUCCUACCUGUCUUGCGUGCCCGAUCGCAUGAAGUCGCUGAGCAAUCUGAUUUGUACCCUGUCCUCGGAGCCCUCGCCCGAGGAGCAACAGUUGAUUAAGCUGAAGCGGGCCUACAGCCUGGCCCUAAAUCAAUUCCAGCCAAAGACUAAAAUGGGAGCGGCGCAGCUUAUUCAAAUGCACAAGCAGGUGUGCCUGGUUGUCACCCAACUUGGCAGUGAGACGCUGGUGAAACAGCUUUUCGACGCAAUUGUGGAGUGCACACCCCUCUACAAGGGUAAUUCGCAGUUGAGAAAGGAUGCGGAGACGCUGCUGUACACCCUGAUUGAUUUGCCUGACCAAAAACUGCGUGAUUUCUUAUACCGUUUGAUGCCAACACCAGUGGUGUCACACUUUCAUUCCUUUUUAAACAGGACGAACUACAUGACAGGCUGCACAAAUUUGGGGCUGGUUCGCCAGCAGAUCCUUGGAUUGCCGCUAAACACCCAGAUAUUGCGGAGGCUGAUCCUCGAGAGUUGGGACGAUGAUACCUCGGAACAGGUUCGGCAGUGGUGCUUGGACUACCCCACAAUGCUCCUCAAGCUUAACUCAAUGCUCGGUGCGCAGGACUUUAACAUUAUGUUCGAUGUGGUGCUACCUGUGCUGCCCCUGCUGAUCUGUAGGUCGAUUAUUCACAAGCAAUUGAGUAAGGUUGUGUGGCAUUUGUUCGAGCCAGACCUCAGCGGUGUGGAGCCGCCCUUGAUGCUGCGGGGCUACGUUUACUAUAUGUUCCACCCGUUUUCUGAGAUGAGAAGCGAAGCUACCACCAGAAUCGCCUACGUGCUGCAAUGUCAGGACUACACGAACAAAUAUAAGCCAACCAUGGACAAGGUUCCGAUUGAGCUGAUCGGCAACAAUAUCUGCGUGAUUCAACCACCAGCUAGCUACAAAAGCAUAUUCACUCAACGCUCUGAGGAAUCCUUUCAAGGCCAGCGCAGCUUGGAUGCCUUGAUCCGAUUGCUGCAAACAAAAGACUUGAGGCCUACCAUCAGGAAGUCCACAAUGACUCAGUUAAAUGUGUUGCUUCAAAGCUGGCAAGCUUGCGAAGACUUCUCUACGAAGGAGGAUGGAUAUCGGCUGGUACUGGAGUCUUUGCACAACGCUUUAAAGAAAGAGUGUGCGAACGAUCCCGCAGAUAUCCUGGUGCCCGCCGUGGGCGUUCUCAUGAAACUGCUUUUUCACAAUGCUGGAUUCCGUAAAGAGAUCGCAAGCACUUUCGAGGUGUACGUGUGCCUACUGCGCGCUUUAUUCAUACUUCCCCAUGAGGCUCAAUUGCGCCAGGAUGUGAGUCUCUGCCUGUUCCAGAUGCUGUACCACAAUUUUAUCACCUCCACUGAGGACACGCUACUGAUGGACAUAGAUCUGGGUUCGAUGCUUUUGCCUGUGACAUACGAAGUGCAAGCCACAGAGAUACCCACUGCGGCUUUGGAAGGAUUAGCUUUGCAGCAUGAACUGCAGGAUACCCAUUUCGGAGGUGAUACAAUAAGAGCUGCCCAACAUUGGCGACUGUAUACGGCCCACCGCGUUUGCCAGUGUCCAUCCAGCAUCACUUUGGAGUCUGUGCGGGAGCUGGACAUCAGGGAGUCUCUUAAGAUAAAAGUCGCUGACUUGGCCUUGCUGCGGGCCUCCAACGUGGACUUGCAGCUUGGUAACCAGCUCACCGCAGCCAGUAACUGCAGCAAUCACGAGGAUCUGCAACAUAGCGUGACACUUGUUCAGCUAUUCCUUGUGCUCCUGCGCAGCACAAUCAGCCAGUCGGUGGGCGAAAGCUUGUGGAAGUUGAUCCACAAGUAUAUCCGAUUGGCGCCGGGCAACGACGCGGAUCAUGUGCUUUACAAGUACCUGCUAGAACUGUGCCUCACUUGCCUGCGCUUCUGUCAGCCUCAGGUGAAGAUGGGACUGAGCGAAGCUCUCGAAACGGAUCAUCAUCACAGCUUCCACCUUUUGCUGCUCGAUCGCCUCAUUCCCCUUGAAACGCUGCAUUUGAUUAGCCAGUGUCUAGUGCUCCUACUCUCCAACGAGUGCUUUGAUGUAAAGAUGAACUGGCAUGUAAAGUUCUUUAUGCAGUUAAGUAUGUUGGCCAGAAGGCACUUUGAGUUGCGCCAGCUUCAGCAUGUGCGCUGCAUGCUCCGCAUCCUGCGGCGUCUUAGCGAGCGUGAUCUGGAGCUCAGUGAUGUUCAGUUGACGUUCUAUUGUCAGCAGUUCAUUCAGUUGUCCAGCGAUCUGAGGACCUCGACGCAGACCGGAGCCGAGUGGCAGCGUGAUUGCCUGCAUAUCAUCUGUCAGCUUCACAUGCAUCAAGCCCGACUUCCCGCCAAGACCAACGUCCCGAACGAAGUGGGUGCCACGCAGAAGGUUCUGCGCUAUUUUCUCAGUUUGUGCGGGCACAGUGACAGCGAAGUGCGCGCCUUGGCCUGGGUUUCCAUGGCCAAUUUGAUUACCACCUGUGGCUCCGUCAUGGCAAACAUUCUGCCUCGCCUGGACUUCCUUCCUGGUGGACUGCCAGCUUGCUGUUUGACCACGCUAUUGGAUGUCCACGAACUUAUGCUGGUCCGGGAGUUGGCCGGACGCGUCUUAACUCUGUUGAUGCCCGUUAUUGGCGCGGAGGCCAGCCUCGAUCUGUUGCGAGACUAUGACUUCCUCAAAGAUGCAUACAACGCUCUCAAAGACUUGCAAGUUACUCCCUGGGUAACGAAGGAAGCUGCAGGUCAGCAGCAUUCCUGUGAAAUAAUUGGCUGCUAUGUGGCCAUCUGCACUCAAAUGGUGGUUCUCAAGCCGGAGUGGUGUGCCACUCUCUGCGGGCACUGCUUCAUGAACGGACUCAGUGAUGUGAUGAAAACUCCACCGCCACCAGUCGCCUUCUCCAUGUCCUUUGUGGAGCUCUGUGCAGGACAAAUAUGUGAGUUGUAUUCUCUGUGCUAUCGUGAUAACUUUGAGUUCCUUCAGAGGACCAUCUGUCGGGACUCCGUCCUGAUGCAGAGCUUCCUGUCGCUGACGAACGACGUGCUGGAUCUGGACGGUCCCGAGCGUCUGCUGGUUCAGAUAUUCAAGAUGUUUCUGAUAUUCUGCAAGGACUCAAAUGCGAACGCCUUUCUAGUCGAGCAGCUGAAGAGUCAGCCAGCCCUAUUUCUCGACUUCUUCCUGUACGGAUUGCAUUUGUCGUACAUUAAUACUGCCUUUCAGCGCUACACCCUCAUGUCAUUAGCUAUGGUGUUCAAUAAGGCGCAGGGUGCUACAGAAAAGGGGAGUUUGCUGCGGGAGUUGGAACGAUAUGUACUGCCAUUAGACGAUCUUUUACCCACUGAAGAAGAGGAUUUAGUGCUAAAUGGCCUGGACGAUAUAGUUUCCAUGAAUAAGCAGUUGAUAUCGAUAUGCAUGCAUCAUCCGCCACAGACGAAGGAUUGUGCCCAGAACCCAGACGCUGGUGUCAAAACGACGAAUGCAGCCGUUCUAAUUUAUCACCGCCUGGAUCGCCUCUUUGACCAAUAUUAUCCGCCCAAGACCUUCCACUUUUUGCAAAAACCUGGUUCAGGUCAUGUGCAUAUUUGUGAGACGCUCGGAUUACUGCUGAAGCUCUCGCGUUGCGCUGUGCAUGCGGCCGGUCAACUAAAGCUGUUGGACCGAGUGGUUAACCUUAUUGACAGUUUCCUCAACGACGAAAACAUCGGAAACGCCUACGCCUAUGUAAAGCGUGUGGGAGCCCACAAGUCGCAGAAUAUCCUCAGUAAUCUAUUGCUGCUUAUAAACAUGCUUUUCCAGUGGCACAGUUCCUACAAUACUUUGAUCAGUAAGCCCAGUAUGGCCGCCACACUUACCCGAAUCAUUAUUCGCAUUUGGCCAUGGUUGUCACACUCGCAGCACCUAAAGAAGAUCACAGUCCAGCUGACUAUGUUCCUUACUGAGCGCUCCUUCGAGAUGUGCAAACAGAUCUCGAUUCUCCAUCAUGGACAAUCGCAUUCCCUGCUUCACCUUAUGGUUCGCGUGGCUGACUUCGAGACCACGAAGAAGGAGGCUCCCAACAAGGAGCCCAAUCUCAGCAUGGUGCCCGCCCUGAGGGUUAUGGGAAACUGCUGCUCCUGUGCCGAGGGUCGACUGAGUCUAUCUAAAAUGCAUUUGCUGGACAUGUUUGACACGAUCCUGCCUGCAAAUCAAACUUCCACUCAGGCCACCAAAGUUCGGCCAAUUGUUUUAAACGCUUGGCUCGGAUUCUGGGAGGUAUUUUCCCGGUAUGAUGUGGGUGCCAGAGCUAGCCAUCUUUAUUCCCUCAUAAACACCAUUCAACGCACACCGCCUUUAAACCAGAAGAGAAUCCUGUGCCUUCGUAUCCUUCGCAACAUGUGCUUCUUCAAUGGCAAUCGCAGCCAGCUCGUGGCACACGGUGACUUCAUUAAUAUGCUGCGCGAUAUUGUUAACCAACCAGUGCACAAAGGACCUGGAUCUGGUGAUAAGGACUUGAACUCUUUCGAAGAGCACCGCUUGGCUGUCCUCAUGCUGUGGAAACUCUUCUGCUUCGAGGCCAAAUACAAGGGCAUGCUGCGGGGCACCAAGCUGUUUAAACUGCUGAUCGGCCUCCGAGUGGAGCUGUCAGUGAUUUACUCUGAGAAGUCGAAUAAGUAUAACGACGUUCCCUAUGCAAAAGAUCUCGCCGAGUUGCUGGAAAAUCUGAUGGAGUCCAUGCGACAAUAAACGUGAACAAUGGACACAAACUGACAAAGUACAAAUUAAUAAGAUAGCUGUAAAAAAAAAGGUUUUUUUUUAUGUCUUUUAUAAACUGACUCUUAAUUUAACCAUAAACAAAUGUACGCAAAAAUGAAUACAAUCUUCUCAAGCUUUACAACUUCUCACCUUUGCUGUAAGUCUGAAAGAAUUUAAACUCUACAAGAUGUCCUUUAUUGAUGAAAAUAAAUAGUUUAUCUGAACAGUAA
Molecule: messenger RNA, 6203 nt
Organism: Drosophila subpulchrella
Lineage: Eukaryota; Metazoa; Arthropoda; Insecta; Diptera; Drosophilidae
Gene: ana3
Exons: 2
Coding region: 1-5964 (1987 amino acids)
Biological process (GO): centriole replication; centriole-centriole cohesion; ciliary basal body organization
Cellular component (GO): centrosome; ciliary basal body; centriole
Source: RefSeq, a predicted model, not a curated record